CAGUUCUCCUCUACCAAGAAGUUAAAUCUUUCUCCUCCAUGAACACCUAGCUUUCUUGAGGCAACCUGCCUAUUGCUCUCUCCCUCUCUCUGUAUAUCAAACUUUGGUCUUGACGGGUUUUGUGUUUUAUCAAUGGAGAUGGAUGUUAUCAAAGGGAAUUCUGAGUGGAAUUGCAUUGAAGAUGAAUCUGCUGAGCAAUUGCUUUCUCCAGGUAUUUGUGAGGCCUACAGAGAUCCUGAGCUGCUUCCUCGCAUUGGAGAUGAGUAUCAAGUUCAAAUUCCAGCUCUUAUGACAGAAUGUGUCUACGGGUUGCUUGUAGAAAGUCCAGCUGAUGCAAUAAUCUCGUCUGCUACUUACCAUGAUUUUUUGGUUGGAUUGCCUUUAUCAUUAAUGUGGGUCAUUGAGGAAGUCGAGAGCAUUAAACAUGAACCACGAGAUUAUCCCUGUGGUUUGACUGACACUUCCGAUAUAAAUAAGUCUGUAAAACCUGAAAGCAUUAGAGAGGCAAAUAUUGUUCCAGAAGUUGACUUGAAAGCUAAGGUUGAGCUUAUGGAUGUUACUGUGAAUGAUGGCAUAGAAGUAGGAGAAUCUGCGAAGUUAUGUCUUCAGCCAGAAAUAAGUAAUGAAAUGCUUUGUGAACUCGGUGGCAAAGAUUACUGCUUGGUUCCUGGUUCUGUGGGCAACCCUUGGAGUGAUUCAGAGGAGGACAGUUUUCUUCUUGGUUUAUAUAUUUUUGGAAAAAAUCUUGUUCAAGUGAAGAACUUUGUUGAGAGCAAGACGAUGGGUGACAUACUCUCAUUUUAUUACGGGAAAUUUUAUAGGUCUGACAGAUACCAUAAAUGGUCAGAAUGCCGUAAAAUAAGAAACAGAAAAUGUGUUUAUGGGCAAAGGAUUUUUACAGGAUCAAGGCAACAUGAAAUGUUAUCUCGUUUGCUUCCACAAUUGUCAGAGGAAUGCAAAAAUAUUUUGCUUCAGGCUGCUAAGGCAUUUGGUGAGGGAAAAAUGUUGCUGGAAGAAUAUGUGUUCACUUUAAAGGUGAUGGUCGGAUUGCAUGCCCUAGUAGAAGCUGUGGGAAUUGGUAAAGGGAAGCAAGACCUCACAGGCAUUACCACGGAGCCUCUGAAGUCCAAUCAAGUUGCUCCUGUCCGUCCAGAAAUACCAAUUGGAAAAGCAUGUUCGACCCUUACACCUGUUGAAAUUAUCAACUACCUAACUGGUGGCUACCGCUUAAGCAAAGCCCGUUCAAAUGAUCUGUUCUGGGAAGCUGUUUGGCCUCUUUUACUUGCAAGAGGUUGGCAUUCUGAGCAGCCUAAUGAUCAUGGUUUUGCUGCUGCCUCCAGGCAUUCUCUGGUCUUUCUGAUCCCUGGCAUCGAGAAGUUUUCAAGAAGGAAACUAGUGAAAGGAGACCACUAUUUUGAUUCUGUCAGUGAUGUCCUGAAUAAAGUUGCUUCGGAUCCAACGCUUCUUGACCUUGACAUUGGAGAAGAUAAGGGUGAUGGUAGCAAGGAAGGAACCACAUGGAGCAAUAAGACAAAUUUGAACCAGGGAAAUUUUCCUGGUCAACAACGCCAUUGUUACCUCAAACCUAGAACUCCAAGCCGCACUUCAAAUGCCAUGAUGUUUACCGUUGUUGAUACAAGUCUUGCCACUGGGGAAUCAAAAAGGGUGAGGGAACUGAGGAGUUUACCCGUUGGACUGAUGAGCAUAUGCACCUCCAGAAGUGAUUCUGAAGAUAGUGAAUCUGAUUCUUUGAAGGUGCCAGCUGGUGAACCUGAUUCUUCUGAGAACCUGUGUUCUGAUAUGAAUGGGACUACCAUGACAAUAUCCACAAAGAAUGAUUUGGACAAGGGAGUAUUUUCUGACAGGGAAGAUGUUGAAGAUAAUGCUUUAAAGCAGAGUUUCCGUAUAAAUGGUUCAGGUUUUGCCAAGGUUCCUGAAAAAAUUCCCGAGUACCAGAAAGCUGAUAAGUGUGAUAGUAUGCAGACAAGAAAGCGUAUCAAGCGUCAAGCAACCCAGAGAGGCAUACUUUGUGACAGAAAACUUUUGGAUCCAGUGGCAAAACGUCAACAGAGAUUAAUUGCUUGUGACCACACAAAGACAAGCUGUGGCACAAUUGAUAGACAUGGAUCAAAACAAGAUGAGCCUGGUUGUGCCGGAGAAGGUGAUAUCAGAGAGGAUUUUCUCUUUCGAGUGGAUCCACCCAUGGAGAGGUUAUCAGCUACAAUUUCUUCUAGAGGCAGUCCAAAUAUUAGUAAUGAAAGCACUCUCAGCAGUAAUUCUUCUGGUGAUGACCAUCCUCAUGAGAAACUUCAAACUCGGGCAUUGAUAGACCUUAACAUGCCUGUACCUCAUGAUGCCGAAACGGAACCUUUAAUGAUGGGAGUGACAGAGGUAAAAGAUGAUAAAGCAAGCAGGCAAACAAAGGAUUUUGGGAUGCUAAAAAUCUCCACAUCAGCAUGUGAUUCUACUCCUCAGCAGUCACCUAAUAUGAACUUGCGAAGACACAGCACAAGAAACCGACCGCUGACCACUAAAGCUUUAGAGGCUCUCGCUUGUGGCUUUUUAAGCAUAAAGCAGAAGCGGAAGAGUAGAGAUGUUUUUUCUUUAGAUAACCAGAUGUCGAGGCCUUCACGAUGUGCUCGUAGUAAGAUGAGAAUCACUGAAAACUUCCAGGCUGAUAUGACAGAUUUUGAAGGAGAUGAAAGAAGAAAUGGUGGUUGCAAGAGUAAUGGUGGCAUGGUUAGUGAGGUUCAGAUUUAAAUCAUGGGUAGUGUUGCAACCUUGGGCUUCAAGAUUCUUUUGGUGCUGAUUUGCCAAUUUGUAGCAUAGGAAUGAGACCUUAAGACUCUGGAAGACUCAGCUCUUCUCAGGUGCUGAAGUACCCAAGACUUAAAUGGAGCGCUCCUUUUUCUUGCUUCAAACUACAACAUGCAUGGCUUCAUGCUAACUUCACAAUGAUCAGAAUAGAACUAUAUACUUUCCAAGACCAUGUCUACAAUGGACAGAGAACCCUGCGAAAUGUCUAGCAUCAGACAACAAGAUGGAGAAAAUGUUACUUGUUAGUCAAAAUGUUCUUUUUCAACAACAUUUGACAGUACAGAUACUUCUUGAUUCACAUCUCACCUUUGCUUGAUCGAGCCACCAAUUUCCCCUUGAUCCAAAGCUUGGAUCAAAGUCAAUUGUAGCCUUAAAAGCCCAUGCAUAUGACCGAAGCUUGACUGCUGUUUUACUUCUUGAAAAUGUUUUUUGAGUUUUAUUUCAUUAGGAAAAUAUAAAAUUAUUUGUGUCAAAUUUUACUUUACUAAAUAUAUGAAAACUUUCAAUCUUAACUUCAAUCUUUUAAGAAAUUGCUUACA
Messenger RNA from Populus trichocarpa (black cottonwood), 3356 nucleotides. RefSeq lists its product as uncharacterized. Lineage: Eukaryota; Viridiplantae; Streptophyta; Magnoliopsida; Malpighiales; Salicaceae. Gene Ontology annotation, molecular function: transcription corepressor activity. Bases 133 to 2760 code for a protein of 875 amino acids. Gene Ontology annotation, cellular component: nucleus. The transcript is spliced from 4 exons. The record is from RefSeq and is a predicted model, not a curated record.